Apiotrichum porosum is the source of this 540-nucleotide messenger RNA. RefSeq lists its product as uncharacterized. The record is from RefSeq and is a predicted model, not a curated record. The transcript has 2 exons. The coding region runs from base 1 to 540 and encodes 179 amino acids. NCBI's taxonomy places the organism in Eukaryota, Fungi, Basidiomycota, Tremellomycetes, Trichosporonales, Trichosporonaceae.
AUGGGCCACCUCGACCUCUCCCUCUCGACAUACGCUCUCAUUGGCGGCAAUGUGAUCACAUCAAACGUCUUGUUCGGCACGCUCGGUAUUUCAACCAUGGGAGCGUUGCCCAUUCUCAACGGCCGGUUCGGUGACUAUGGCCUGCGAACCAAGGACAAGCUCAACAUGUUUGCCACAUUCUUCAAGAAGGGUGGUGCCAUGACCUUGGCAUCCGUCUGGCUCAACGCCUUCUGCUCCACCAUCGUCGCCUACAACCACCCGUCUCCCAUCGUCCGCAAAGUCUCCAUUGCGUCGGGCGUCUUCCUCGGCCUCCUCCUCCCGUUCAAGCCCUUGCUUCUGGGCUCGAUCAACGCCGAAUGGCAGGCCAUCUACGACUCCAACGACCUUGACACGGGUGCCGCAGGCGAUGAGAACCCGCGUGCCAAGCGCACGGAACAGUUGCUGCAGAUGUGGGAGCAGCGCCACAACUUGCGCUACAUCUUGUUCGUCGGCGGUUGGGUGUGUGCACUCGGUGCGCUCGUCAUGGACAACCGUGUGUAG